Thrips palmi is the source of this 1647-nucleotide messenger RNA. It is a transcript of the gene JMJD4, whose product is annotated as 2-oxoglutarate and iron-dependent oxygenase JMJD4. Gene Ontology annotation, cellular component: cytoplasm; nucleus. The record is from RefSeq and is a predicted model, not a curated record. Lineage: Eukaryota; Metazoa; Arthropoda; Insecta; Thysanoptera; Thripidae. The transcript has 6 exons. The coding region runs from base 318 to 1628 and encodes 436 amino acids. Gene Ontology annotation, molecular function: sequence-specific DNA binding; histone H4R3 demethylase activity. Gene Ontology annotation, biological process: positive regulation of translational termination; protein hydroxylation; negative regulation of gene expression.
UAGGCAGGAUACUAUACAGAGCAUAUGAUAUUGUCUCAUGGCCAAGGCAGUCUUUGCUGGCAGUCUACUGGACCAUACAGGCCUUUACUGGACCCUGGACCUACCGGAUGCAGGAUUGUUAGGAAUCCUUUACCUCCCAUGUGUGGGUCUGAUCACAUAACCUAUUCGGUUGGAUCGCCACCUGGGAGACUGCGGUGACUGCAACCUAACCUGUGCAUAAGCUACGCGAAGUCAAAGCAAUUCGUUGUUCGUACUCGUUGUUUUAUUGUCAGCGACUGAUCUCGUCAACACAUGCUACACUGAUUCUAUUUAGAACGAUGGACAAGGAAUUAGAGAGAUCUGGAGGCUCUCAAAUUGGACAUCCUGGAGAUCUGAUACCCUUAGCUCCAGCUGUAAAUUUGGUUGAAAUUGGUGACACUUGUAUUGAACCAAGUGCAAACUUUGAGAAUGACUGUGGUAUAUCGAGGAUAUGUCAAGAAGUUUCAUACGCGGAAUUUUUCUGCCAAUACCUUGUGAGAAAUAGUCCUUGCAUCAUCAGUAACUUUGUCUCAAAUGAUUGGGAAAGCAGGAAACUUUGGAGAGAAGGUCUAAAGCCCUCUUGGUCUUCCCUAAGGGAACAGUUUGGUGAUGCGGAAGUUCCCGUCGCUAAUUGUAACGAAAAAGAGUACAAUUCUCAAAAAAAAUCUACCUUUACUUUGAAUAAAUAUUUAGAUUACCUAGAACAACACAUCGAGAAUGGGCAUCAGUCAUCUGAUCCUAAUCUUUACUUGAAGGAUUGGCAUCUUACCCGAGACUAUCCUGCUGCUGCUGUUUAUAGAGUACCCAACUACUUUGCAUCAGAUUGGUUAAAUGAGUAUUUCUGCCAAAGGACAGAUGUUCAUGAUGACUAUAGAUUUGUAUACAUCGGGCCUAAAGGAUCAUGGACCCCUCUACAUGCCGACGUUUUCACUUCCUUCAGUUGGUCGGUCAACAUUGUUGGGCGGAAGCGCUGGGUUUUAUUUCCUCCUGGUGAGGAAGCACACUUAAAAGAUCGGUUUGGCAACCUUGCAUAUGACAUCUUUUCAGAAGAAAUUCAUGAUUUAACCAAAUAUCCUCAUUGCAAGAAGCCUGGUAAACUUUAUGAUAUCAUUCAAGAAGCAGGAGAAGCUAUAUUUGUGCCCUCUGGAUGGCAUCAUCAAGUUUGGAACCUUGAAGAUACUAUAUCUAUAAACCACAAUUGGAUAAAUGGAUGUAAUAUAAGGCAAAUUUGGAUUGCAUUGAGUUCCUGCCUUCUAGCAGUGCAGAAAGAAGUAAAUGAUUGUUCUGACAUGGACGGUUGGCAUUCACAUUGCCAAGUAAUGCUUAGAGCUACUCAUGGUAUGAAUUUUGAAGAGUUUUAUGAGCUAUUAAAAUGUGUUGCUGAACCUCGGAUAGUGCAAGCAAAAGGAGGUGAAAGAGUGACUCUGUAUGGUGGAUGGGAGCUUGGUACACAACACGCAGUUUGGGACCUCAAACAAAUUUCCACCACUAUGGAUUUAUUUUUAAGUGAUCCAAAUGUACCUAUUUUACCAUGGGUUUCCACAAAGAAGCCUAGAAUACUCAAAGAAAAUAUAGAUAGCAUUCUUCAAACAUCACGAAACAAUAAAUGAGUAAUUUUUAAAAGCUGUA